CCUCCUUAGUGGUUCUUCAUAGUCCACACAUACAAAAAACACACCAGAAGAACAAUCAGACAUCCAUAUCAACUCAUUUCACUUCAGGUGAAAUACAAACGUUUUAUUAGAAUGGAAAGCAACAGGCUCAUCACAUCUGACAAAGCUACAGUUAUCAUCCAAGUAAAUCCACAGGUGGCACAAGAUACUGUUAUUUGUGAAGAUGAACAGCAGGUCAGAGGAGCAUAUCACAAUACGGCUCUUAAAGGAUUUUUCAGUGCACAACCAAAGGCAGUGGGGACUGUACAGAUAAUGACUGGAGUGAUAGUGUUCAUACUUGGUAUUGUACUCACCGUAGUUUAUGACAGAUGGUAUAAUAUUUCUGUCAUUAGUGGCAUCACCUACUGGGGAUCCAUCAUUUACAUCUGUACUGGAUCUCUGUCUGUUGCUGCGCAGAAUAAACUUCAUCCAUGUGUGGUGAAAGCAUCUCUUGGAAUGAAUGUGAUCAGUGCCAUAACUGCAGGGAUAUCCAUUCUUUUCAUGAGCAUAGAGACGGCAACAACUGCCCUAAGGUUCCCAGGAAGUUGCUACUACAAUGGAUAUGAAUGUAUACAUUCUCAGGCACAUUUGGGGAUCACUGGAGUUUUGCUGGUGUUCUCCAUUCUUCAGUUCAUCGUCUCCAUCUUUAUCUCAGGAUUUGCCUGUAAAGCCACUUGCAACACUGACUCGACAGUGGUCAAUGUGGCACUAAAAUAGGAUACUGAGUUACAGUGAGGAGAUCCUAUCAUCCAGCUGCAAGGAAUUUUUCUUUCAUGUAUGAUGCAAACAAGGAAUGUUACAAUAUUUACAUGACAAAUAAGUGUCAAAAAUGUAUUAGCCUUCAGGAUUUCUAAAAAGAAAAAAAAAAAAAAAUGGCAGGCAGGUGAGUUGAUUAGGGUUGGAGCUAAACUCUGCAGGACCAUAGACCUCAAGGGCUAGAGCUGUGAAACCCUGUGUUGUCAACCACAUGUUUACAUUAUUUUUAAAGCAAACAUGAUUGGACUAAUAUGUGAGUUUUUUAA
Messenger RNA from Labeo rohita (rohu), 1040 nucleotides. RefSeq names its product membrane-spanning 4-domains, subfamily A, member 17C.1 (gene ms4a17c.1). Bases 112 to 735 code for a protein of 207 amino acids. The record is from RefSeq and is a predicted model, not a curated record. Lineage: Eukaryota; Metazoa; Chordata; Actinopteri; Cypriniformes; Cyprinidae. Gene Ontology annotation, cellular component: membrane. The transcript has 7 exons.